AUGGAGGAUUCGCAACUGCCUUUGGUUUGCUCAGCAAACGGCGCGCAGGAUGCAUGGUCACGUCUGGAGUCGCAUUUCGAGAAGAAAAGUUUGGCGAACAAACUGUUUCUUUGUCGCCGCUUCUUCACGACGAUGAUGAGUGAAGGUGAUGAUGUGCUAGAGCACAUUAACAAGAUUAAGACGCUUGCGGAGCAGCUCGACGCUGUGGGAGCUCCGGUCAGCGAAGAAGACUUGGUGAUCACGCUUCUUGGAAGUCUCGGUGAGUCUUACUCGUUUCUUAUCACGGCGCUGGAGUCAAGAGUGGACUCGCUGUCGUGGGAGCUAGUGACAUCUCGGCUUCUACACGAGGAUAUGAAGCGUAAUUAA
This is a messenger RNA of Plasmopara halstedii, 366 nucleotides long. RefSeq names its product copia proteinlike. The record is from RefSeq and is a predicted model, not a curated record. The transcript has a single exon. Bases 1 to 366 code for a protein of 121 amino acids. NCBI's taxonomy places the organism in Eukaryota, Oomycota, Peronosporomycetes, Peronosporales, Peronosporaceae.